Paramuricea clavata is the source of this 4525-nucleotide messenger RNA. NCBI's taxonomy places the organism in Eukaryota, Metazoa, Cnidaria, Anthozoa, Malacalcyonacea, Plexauridae. The record is from the annotation of a GenBank genome assembly.
AUGGAGUACAGAAAAUGCCAUCAUAUUACCGCACAAAACAUAACGGAUCCACAAAAAUCUACCAAGGAAGAGGACCUCUUGGAUAUGAUGAACUUUGUCCAGGUAAUAGUAAGUUUAAGAAAGCGACGAUUUUUUCAACACGGACGUCAUUGUUAGACGACAUUUUGCAUCAUCUUAGCACUCGUCGUGUAAGGAAGCAAAAAACUUUAGAAUCUUAUGUUUUGUCAUUUGUGUUCAAGAUUACUAUGGUGAACUGACACAAACACAGUUUUUAAUCCAGUCACCCCCAACCCCUCCCCCCAACGGCAAUCAUGACGUCUGUCGUGACCAAAACGUCGCAGACUUACUGGAAGUAAUAAUAAACUGAAUGGUCAAUGGCCUCUUUUCCUUAACAAAGUAAAAGUCUAUGAACUUUCUCAAUUUACAUGGCAUUCAUAAUCCGGAUAAGACUGCAUGCUCGUGUCUUUGAUAUAGGUAUAAAUGUGUAACAGAAGCUUUGUGGACAGAUGGGUGCCAAACAGAACUCUCGACUAACAAAACACUAAGCUGUGGAAUACCAUAGGAAGAAUUUGAACGUGCCGAAGAUAUGAGGUGCAUCAGGUGAAUAAUAGUUUUGAAGCUCCUUGACUGCUUGAGUCUUCCUCAUUUAACAACGAUCGAAGUCACACGAUUCUCUUUAUUAAACAACACUGUCUUUCAUGAAAGCGAAGUAAAAGUAUUGUAAGCAAAAAAAGGAUAAUAUCACUAUGUUAGCUCACUAGAAGACAGUCUUCUUGCAAGAAAAACAGAUAAAACAUGACUCCGGCAACAACUCUAUUUAGAACUUUCAACUAUCGUUACCUUUUUAAUUUUACAUUUUUCUAGGAGGAUGGGUGUCCGAAACCUGCCCUCAUAAUAGGAUUUACGCCAUUUAAGUUUGUUCUAAGAAGCGAAGGUUCACGAGAUUACUGUUAUUUACUGCGAUCGUUGAAGUUACCGCCGACAAUAAAUGUGUCUGAUAUUCCAAAUCGUCUGGCAACAUUUUCGAACCGAGUAACGCCUAACUUCUUUGCUCCAAAUGAUGGGCAGUUGUUUUCUUCAGCACCAGAAAAUGUCACAAUGGUAAGUGAAAGGGAAAAUUCAAAAACAACUAGAAUGCAUGGGCUUAUGUUUCGGCAAACACAGCUAUUGACCAAAAUGUUCACCCUGGAAUAACAGAGCGAUACUCCCUCUACGAUCAAGAAUGGAAUCGUUAACCGCAGGCCUUGGGUUCAUCAUAUUCAAGAAGUGCGUGAUUUCUCUUAUUAAAGAACUGAUGCAGCUGUUCGUCUGACUCGCUAAGAUUACCAACAAUGCGUAACAUGUUCUCGUACGAAAACAUAUCUGCCGAAAGGAGUGAAUUAUUUAAGUCCCUGAAUGGAGAUCUAUUUUUCGACAUGAAACUCUGGCCCGUGUGGAUAAAGCCUUUGUUCUGGAAAAAGCCAUUGGGCGACGAAGGCUCAUUUAAAUUGUUGUGUAUCUUCACUGGCAAUGGUUGUUCCCCAAUCGUUACUGCGAAGUGGAUAUUAACUUCUCAAUUUUGGCAUUCCCAAAACAUCGUAAAGACCAAAUUAGAAAAGAGAACAAUGCAAAUGAACAGUUUUUUUGCUCAUCUUCCGAAUAGAGAACAUGAAUGGUUUUAUGUUGAUAUGUAUCAUAACUUGUAUUUACACAUGAAGGGUAAUAAAUGCAUUUGUCAGAAUUCAAAUAAAUAAGUAUAUAAUUGUUAAUGGUUUGUUGUAAUCCUAUUUUGGCUUUCAUCUCUUUUUUAACGCGAAGAUCCCUUUUUUGGCGUGAUAUCUAUUAUCGUCGAGAAAAAUAUCAUAAUGCGAAUGCAGAGCAUUUUGUAAAUUUGAGUAAAAUAAAAUUAUUAUUCAUGCAGUUCUAAACUAAAACGCUGUGAAUUUAAUCGUAAUUGUUGAAAUAAACUGCAUGCUAAUUCCAACGGCAACGACAUUCCCGAAUAUCGAUAGAAUUACUAUAAUACAAUCAAACAUUAUAUGCGAUCGCCUAAAUACUGUUUCCUGGCUGUAAUAUGAAACGAAAUAAACAUUGUUUAUAAAAUGCAUAUGCACGGAUACCUCAUGCAGUUUUGUUUCAAGCCGCGUGUUUGCACGGGCCAAAUCAAGGUAUAAUUGCACUGUUUUUAUUGUUACACUUGCCUCUUAGAACACGCAUUAGUGGAGGCAGAUUGUCUUGUGCAUGUAAGCAAGGCCGAGCUUCGCAGUGUAAACACUAGUCUUGGUUCAAGUCCGUCUCUCAUGGGGUUGAAAAUAGCGAUGCACGCGAGCGGUCAAAAAAGGCGCGAAAAUAUGAGAGAAAAGUAGGGAGAGACUAACCUGGGGCCGAUUGUAUAAAAAAGUGAUUAAAGUUAACUAUAGUUAGUGGAAACGUCAUCCAAUAAAAAGCGCGUAUUUGAGAGUUAAUCACUAUUUAACUACAAAAUAGUGAUUAAAAAAGUGAUUAAGAGUUUUAUACAACGGCCCCUGGUUAUUUCAGCAGCGAACGAAAAAGAGUUAACUACUUUUUAAGUGCAGUUAGCGCUAACUACGUUUUUAUACAACCGGCCCCUGAAGUUCAGCCCUAAUUUGAAAUAGGGCCUGACACAAAACCUGUCUGGACCGUGGGACGCACAUGCACAUGUUAUUUUUAUACACAACAUGCAAUAUGAUUGACAAGUGUUGUAGAUUUCGUUACACAAAAAAUUUAUAUUCUCAUGAAUUAACAUGUCAGCAGAGUGUGCAUUAAACUUAAAAAUUCAAGGUACUUUUAUAUAAUUAAGAGUUAGUUUCUCCAUUUAACCGAACAGCAAACAAAGAUUUAAUUAGUCAGUUCUGUGCACGGCUUGACUGCCAAGCUUUCUCAAGGUCUCAACUUGCUGGACGCGGAUAUACUCUAACGACUAACGGGCUAACAACAGCAACAAUGAAAUUCUCAAUCGUACCACGAAGAAGGCGAUGUAGCUCAGAAAACAACGCUGGUAGGACCUGAUAUUAAAAAUAAGACUGUUGCCGGCGAAGCCAGUUGGCAGAACAUCUUGGCUGUCAACAACAAGCUUUCGAAUACAUUGUUGCACUUUUCUGUCUUACACCGCAAGACAGUUGCGCUUCGUGGGGACUGUAUACUAUCAGAACAAUACCAUCGGAAAUAGAACACACACGCGUACUUUAAAACAUAUUUAUUUAAACUAUUCAAACGAUAAAAUAUAUAUACAUAACAAUCCUUCUGGUUUUCUCUCGUGCUUUCAGUCUGACAAUCAAUUCGAAGUCUAUUAUUUAUGACAUACGAUACAUUUCUUACGUCAAACGACUAAAUCAACUAUUGUUCGUUGUCCUACGGCGUUAUCAAUAGUAUAGUAUUACAAAUUAUUCUACAUACAUGACUAGUUUGGCUGUUCUUUGAGCGUCGUGUGUCCAAAAUUCGUGUGUCCAAAAGCCUUUUCAAAAUACUGUUUGUUUGAUUUAUUUUCUGCCAUAAAGCAUAAAAGAAAAGAAAUUCGAAGAAAUCGAUAAUGGAAUUUGUUACGUGCGUACUUUUGACCUUUAUAUUAAUUGUCGCCUAGAGCCUUGACCGAGCUAUUUUUAAAACUGUUGUUUAUGUGAACUUGCAACCAAUCAAAAUCCUUCAUGAUGCUGAUCAACCAAUCAGAUUUCCCGUCCACCAAAUGGACGGGAAUCCCACAGUUUAGAUAGGUUUUGUGUCAGGCCCUAUUCUGUGAUUAGGGCCUGAACUUCAGGUUAGGGAGAGACGGACUUGGAUACCCUGCAAGCGCGCCAAAUUUUACCGUUGGAUUUUUCCUACGGAGCGUGGCUUGCGAGUUGAGAACAACAACAAAUUUUCGCGCAAAUUUUUGCAAGUAACAUUCGAAAUGCUGCAAAUGUCCCAAGUCCGUCUCUCCCUACUUUUUUCCUGAGACAGACUUGAACCAAGUCUAUGUAAACACAAUAUCUAUUACUGUAUUAGUUUUCACCAUAUAUAGGCAUAUACCCUGUAGGCAUAGUGAAUUCCCUGGCACAUAAAAUCACGCAAGUUAAGCGACAAUUAGAAACAAACUUGUCAGUGCAUGACAUACAGUACUUACUACUUAGAAUAUUAAAUUGAAAUGUAAAUUAGUAAUUGUAGAGCGUAGUCUUAAUAACUUCAGCGUUUCGAGCUUUGAAGAAAGGGGUAGAUGUAGAAUUUCCAUAAACUGACACAUAUAUACUUCUUCCCGUUGUGUAAUUGAAUGAAUCGUGUUGAGUAAAGAACGAGGGAAACGUAUUAAUUCGGACUCUCACAAAUCAGGUUAAGUUAUUUCAAAGAACCAGAACAUUUAUACACUUCUAUACACAGUAUAUAUAUACGCGUGUUUCAUACACAUUGUUAGAUCCACUUCUUCGUUGUUAUUUCAAAGAACGAGGGAAACACAUUGAUUAACUAUCGUCUCUUACACGAAGCACAUUCCGAAUACAAUCAUGUUGCACAAAGCACGCAAAUUGUUUUAAAGAACGACGGAAAGAUGAUGUAA